Messenger RNA from Lineus longissimus, 4585 nucleotides. RefSeq names its product stabilizer of axonemal microtubules 2-like. Gene Ontology annotation, molecular function: microtubule binding. Gene Ontology annotation, cellular component: sperm flagellum; ciliary basal body; axonemal microtubule. The record is from RefSeq and is a predicted model, not a curated record. The coding region runs from base 52 to 1761 and encodes 569 amino acids. The transcript has 5 exons. NCBI's taxonomy places the organism in Eukaryota, Metazoa, Nemertea, Pilidiophora, Heteronemertea, Lineidae.
GGCCGGAAAUAAAACAGUAAAGGCAAAGACGUUGUACUAGAAUCAACCAAGAUGCCGGUGCCGGAGGAAACUAACUACACCAGACUACCGGGUACUGCCAUGUCGGUGAUGUCGUCGAGAAUUAGUUCCAAACAGGCGAGCCCGAUGUCCCUGUCACCUCUUGCGUCUCAGGGGGAAGUUGAUGGAAAUGCGGUUGUGUCGCUGAAGCCGACGACAGGAUCUGGACAGUUCCCGGUAACAACUGUUUUUGCGAAGGUGUCGAGUGUCCCUGCAAAGACGGUUGCUGCAAAUAAAAGCAUGAGGAAACGAAUGUCCCACCCCGGAAUGUGGUUACCAGAGUUAAAGGGACCGACUGAGAGUGUUCGCACACCUACCAGGAGUUUCACAAGCGGGCGGCAUCAUUGCCCCCAUCAACCACACAACAUCCUUGGGAAGGGAGAUAAACCGUGUCGGAUCACAGAAUACAAUAACAAAUAUCAGCCACAUCCUUUAGAGAAAGUAGAAAGUUUCAAACCUCAGGCCCAAGCGGCCCAAAGCACAGGACCUCUUGAUGAUAAGACGACGCAUAGGGUGGACUAUAUUCCACAUCCGGUUCACAAGCCAGCACUACAUGAAGGGGACCCGUACGUAACGCCCGAUGGACACUUCGACCAUCUAACGUCAUAUACCAAAGAUUAUCCAGUGAAGGAAGGUCAGCGGGCAGUCAUGAAACCCCGCGAUGACUCGCGAAGGGAUGCAGGGCGAUUUGAGGGAGAACCAACUUACAAAUCUGAUUACCGUAAGUGGCAAAUCAAACCUACCUCCAUCUCCUAUCACGGUCCAGCCUGGCAUCCACCACAGGGAAAGUUUGCCGGUAAGACAAGCUAUUAUGAUAAUUACAUUCGUCACAACCAAGGCCCGAGGGAGACGCUGAGGCCAGCGGAGAAUGCUAAGCAUUCAGACGGUCCAUUCGACGACCACACUUGCUACAAGGAUGACUACAUCAGGCAUCCAAUGGAAUUGCGUGAAAGGAGAGCCAAGGAGGCGUACAAUCCCAACAAAGCUCCUCUCGACGGCUUGACGACGUUUAAGAGGGACUUCACCCCAAAAGAUGCCCGGCCAGUGGAGAGUAUGAAACCAGCUGGCAAUGCUUACAUUUCAGAUGCCCCUUUCGAGGGCAAAACAACCCACAAGUCUGAUUAUACUCAGUGGCAAUUGGACAAACCUUACCAUCAUGCCGCAGACCCUUAUACAAAACCCCCGGGUGAUAUCGACUUCCGAACAACCCAUAACGUCGUCUUUACUCCCAAAGAAAUGACGAAACGUGGCUACAUCCGCCCUCAAUCUCGUGGCAGGGCACCUGGCGAAUUUGAUGGCAAUACUAACUACAAACAAGAUUUCGUCAAGUGGCCUAUCGAUCGUCAACGUGCUUUGGUUCAGGAGAGACCGUACGUGUCGAAAGGUAAAUUCGAAGGUCUGCCAACCUACAAGGCUCACUAUAUCAGACACCCUGCUGCCAAUACUUUGAGCUGCAGGCCCGAUGUGAAUGCUAUGCAUUCAGGUGACCCAUUCGAUGACCACACUAUGUACAGGUCUGAGUACGUCCCCAAAAUUAUCGAGCCAUGCCCAGCCAAUCCCGCUCUUCUCAACAAUUCGGGGCGCUUUGCGUUUGUGGAACAAACUGCGGGUCACAAAUGGUAUGCACCAGCAAGUGAGACUAUCACUGAGCUCCGAAGACCCCAGAACAACUCGCAAACACUGCAGCCCUUAGAAGUGGCAUAAGCCAUGUUGUUAGUGUUAGCAAUUUUUUUAUUAAAUAUGCCAUUAAAACGUUUUAUAACAAUAAAGGUCCAAAAGACAUAAGCAUAUUGGGACAGCUAGUUUUACUUGUUGUUAAGUGUUCUCAUAGAAGGUAAUCCAGAUAAUUUUGGCAGGAUUUAUUCCCUUCUCUUUUAUUAGGGAGGAUGAUCACAAGGGUAAUUCACUAGUUGGUUAAAGCACGGUUAUUUCUUAUGAAAUCAGCAGAUGAAGUGCCAUGACAAUUUUUGUUUUUGCGAUAAGAACUUUUGAAAAUAUCCUUUGAAAAACUGUCUUGCUGAAUCAAGUAUGGGUCUACGCUUCUAUCAAGAAUGAUUAAAGACUAGUCUUUAUCAAUUCUUUCUUUAAGCCAUCCAGUCCUUUCCAAUAUUCUGCUGUUUUAGUGUGUGACUCCAUUCUCUAGUAGUUUCCUGUAUGUAACUAUCACUACAUGUUGCGAUUGCUGGUAUUUAUUCAACAAUCCUUUGGAAGGCUGAAGGUUUGUUGACUCCAAGGGAUGCAGUGGUACCUCAGUCAAAGCAUCUGGAUGGGUGAGAACUGGUGACAAACAAACUUGUUUAGUUUUCCGAAUAGAGAAUCGGGUCUUUAGUAUCUACAACUACCUUUCUAACAUUCCAUUAUUGAUUGAACCAAGCUUUGAAUUAACGGUCUGCUGCACUCCUUUGAUACCAGACUUCAAUCAAAAAUCCCUUAAGUUAAAAUCGAAAUGUCAUGAAUGUAAUAUAAAUGAAGAGAAAGGAAAUGAGAGAAUAUUUUGGUCCCUUUGCGGAGUUGGUGUACAUCAUAUACAUGUAAAAUAUGUUGUCACUUGUCACGAUUUACAUGUCACAAAUCACAUGUCACAAGUAUGUUCAUCAAUUGACUCAGGCUUGAAAACAUAAGUGACAUUGCGAAUCUUAAAUCUUAUGUUGCCUGCCAUUGGAAAUGACGUUUUGUUCUUUAAGUGACACAUGACAGUAUGAAAUCCCAAUGUAAACCCCUAUGUAAAUUCCUAUGUAAAUCCCUAUGUAAACCCAGAAUAAGAUGCGUCCUUGUGAUAUGUGAGUUAUGGCGGUUCGAUGGUAAAAUUGCGUACUCCCUUAAGCAGUCAUGUUGUUGCGCAUUCAUGAUGAUAAUCCUGUAGACUGAGUGUUGUGCCUAAAUCUCCUCGUAUCCUUGCUGGCAUCACUGCCAUCGAGCAGGACAAAUUCUCCAACUAGUUGAGAGAAAAAGUAAACAACCUUAAAUUUUGUAAAUUAGCUUCUACUUCUAGUGCUUUAAUAAUUGUGUUAUGUCAAUUACAUUGUAGCUACUAACAAAAAAAGGUUCCAAGAAUGGCUGUGAUAUGGCAUAAAAUAGUCACUAGAAAUUUCACUGAACUUUGACAUCCUGGGUUCUGUUCAUUUUUCCGCCAUCCAUGAACUUCUCGGAGUAAAAUCUCCUUUUGUCAAACUCCAUGAAUGAAACCAGUAACUUGACUACAUGUAGGCCAAUAGCAAAAGUUGGAUGCCCCCAGGUCUAUCAGGUGACUUGAUUGCUUGACAUGUUCAUGGAUAGAAAGAGGUGAAUUGUCUUCAUUACAAGAAAUUGUUGGAAACUCAUAACACCAACGUGCAAUCAUGACUUCCCUUAUAUGCACUCUGUGAUGUACAAUAACACGUGUAUAUUUUCUUGUUGGCUGUGUUGUAAAUAUUGUGUAAAUAAGUAUACGAAUCUAUAAUUUUUAUACCAAUCGAUAAAAAACUGUAAAUGUAGUGUUUCCUCUGUAAGAAGUUGUCCAUUGCUUUGUGCUUCGUUGCCAAAAUAUAUAAAGGUUGUAACUUUAUGUAUUUUCUGCUUUAGUUUAUUUCAAAUUUAUAUUGAUUUAUGAAGGUUUUAUUCGCAUGGAUGAUAAUCCGUCCAGAGUUUUUAUGGCUUUUUUCUGAAGUUGGUGAAUAUUUUUUCAUGAUGAAUCCAUCCAUUCCAAACACGUGCCUGUAAACUGACCUGUAAUACGCGACUGUAAACUCGCCUGUAACACGUGACUGUAAACUCACCUGUAACACGUGUCUGCGUGUAGACAUAUCCAGUGUGAAAUGCACUAAAUUAUUUGGUUGUAAUCUGUUUCUAACUUACUGCUGCUUCAUUUUAUUGUUAAGGACAACAACCCUUGGUAUAUGCUGAAUAUUGUUCAUGUCCAUUUCAAAAUUCCGUCCUGUAAUUUACAUUGAAAAUAUGCUGAUAAAUCUUCUUUGUCCUAAUCAGAAUUCCGUCCAAUUGUUUCAACUUUUAGUUUGAUUUCGUAACAAAUUUGUACGAUUUGUAAAUAUUUUAAUUUGAGUUAAAAAUUGACUGUAUGCUCUCACUCAUACAGCACUUGUUUCAUUAAAUGUAGUUAUCAUAAAUCAGAUCAGAUAUUUUUGGACCGAUUUGUGAAUACUUUUGUUGGUUUACUGUGGCAGGGUCAAACAUAACCACUUUACGAAGUCUAUCAAUGUUUGUAUGACGUAAUACAAAAUAAUGCACUGUAGUGUAGGAUGUCCCAGGUCAUUUUUGCUCAGCUUCCACUCUUUAGUUUUUGCUUUGAAGGUCAUACGAAAUACGGUCUUGAAGGUCAUAUGAAAAUGCUCUGUUUCAAUCCAUCAUUUUCCCUAAAAAUCUCUGCAUCAACACUUCUAGUUGGGGAAUGGAAUUUAUGCACCUAGAACCUGGGACAUCAAACACUUGCAAGAUUUAAAAUGAAACAUUCCUGUAAUAUUUGUACUCAACACUGUUGACAUCCAGAUCAUAAGCCUGAUUAGGAAAUAAAGUAACUGUAAUGCUUAUUUAA